This is a messenger RNA of Venturia canescens, 6624 nucleotides long. It is a transcript of the gene Pkc98E, whose product is annotated as Protein kinase C. The coding region runs from base 276 to 2507 and encodes 743 amino acids. Gene Ontology annotation, cellular component: nucleus; cytoplasm. Gene Ontology annotation, molecular function: diacylglycerol-dependent serine/threonine kinase activity; ATP binding. The transcript is spliced from 11 exons. The record is from RefSeq and is a predicted model, not a curated record. Gene Ontology annotation, biological process: protein phosphorylation. Lineage: Eukaryota; Metazoa; Arthropoda; Insecta; Hymenoptera; Ichneumonidae.
CCUCGCGGCAUUUUUCGCGAUACAUUGCAAGAGACACAACAACAAACAGAGAGAUAUAUAUUUUGACGGGAGCACGAUAGAGAACAGAGAGAGAGAGAGAGAAAGAGUGAGGGGGAGGGAAAGGGUCGAGUAUCUUAUAACUAAACCGUGACGCUAGUGGAGAUUUUUUUCACUUGUCUACGAUCGUGAAACUCCACACGUCGUCCAACGAUUUCGGAAAUUCUACGGAUCGUGAGUUUUAUCUCAGAUCAUCCGUUUGAGGGCACAAAGAGAAUAUGUUUACCGGAACAGUGAAAGUAGAGAUAUUCGAGGCCUCUGGUCUGAGAGCAACGGACAAACAGCGCAAGUUCUGGCAGGAUGCACCACCAAUUCUUGACCCAUAUGUACUUCUUCAUGUCGAUCAGAAUCGUCUGAAUCGCACGUCCAUCAAACAACGUACUUUUGAUCCUGUCUGGAACGAGAGUUUUGUUCAUGAAGUCCAAGAUGCAACGGUGCUGGGUCUUACGGUAUUUCACAAUGCGGCAAUACCACCCGACGACUUUGUAGCAAACUGUAGUAUACCGAUCGAGGAACUUCUAAUAAGAGAAGACGAGACCACUGAUUUUUGGGUGAACCUCGAGCCUCACGGUAAACUCCGGAUAAGAAUAGAUCUACAAUGGAGCAAUCAAGAUCAGCAAUCGGUGUGCGGAGCCGGAACGGAGGGCGAAGGAAUCAGUACGUUGACUAUGGGUUCUACUACGAGUCUCAUCUCAGGCAGCAGAAAACCAAGGGAAUUCAAGGAACGGGAAGGCUUCAAUCGACGUCGCGGUGCUAUGCGUCGGCGAGUCCAUCAAGUAAAUGGUCAUAAAUUCAUGGCCACCUUCCUGAGGCAACCGCACUACUGCUCUCACUGCCGUGAAUUCAUUUGGGGCUUCGGAAAGCAGGGCUAUCAGUGUCAAGUGUGCACGUGCGUCGUACACAAGAGAUGUCACAAGUUAGUCGUGACAAGGUGCCCUGGCAUGAGAGAUGAGACGAGCGAAGGGACGCCAGGUCAAAGGUUUAACGUAAAUUUACCUCAUGUGUUCGAGGUCCACAAUUACAAACUCUUCACAUUUUGCGAUCACUGUGGUUCUCUUCUCUAUGGUCUCAUCAAGCAGGGUCUCCAGUGCAAAGUAUGCAACUUGAACGUGCACAAACGAUGUCAAAAAAACGUGGCCAACAAUUGCGGCAUCGAUGUGAAAGCUAUGGCUGAGAUUCUUAGUACGUUAAAAUUCUCGCCGGAUCAACAGACGAAGACCCCGCGUAUAAAUUACCGUGCUCAGGGUGAAAAAGGCGCAGGUUCUCAACAAGCGGGCACGUCGAAGGAAGUGCUUCAAACGGAGUCGACGACGCACGCAAACCUAUGGCCAAAAGAUACAAACUCAUCGAGUGCCACGGCCCAAGAGACGAAUGAAAAAAUAGCGAGAAGAACAAGUAACUACGACGAACCGAAGGAAAGAGUCAAUUUGUCAGAUUUCAAUUUCAUCAAAGUACUGGGAAAGGGAAGUUUUGGCAAAGUUAUGCUCGCUGAACGACGGGGACAUCCGAACGAAGUUUAUGCGGUUAAAGUAUUAAAGAAAGAUGUUAUAAUACAAGACGAUGACGUCGAUUGCACAAUGACGGAAAAGCGAAUUCUCGCUCUAGCCGCGAAUCACCCUUUCCUCACCGCUAUCCACAGUUGCUUCCAGACCGAAGAGAGACUCUUUUUCGUUAUGGAAUACGUCAAUGGAGGUGAUUUGAUGUUUCAAAUACAAAAAGCCCGAAAGUUUGACGAGGCUCGUGCUCGUUUUUACGCCGCGGAGGUAACGCUCGCUCUCCAGUUUCUUCACAAGCACGGCGUCAUAUAUCGCGAUCUCAAACUGGAUAAUAUACUCCUGGAUCGGGAGGGUCACUGUAAACUUGCAGAUUUUGGUAUGUGCAAAGAAGGCAUAACCGACGGUAGAACAACAUCUACGUUUUGCGGUACUCCGGAUUACAUAGCACCGGAAAUCCUCCAAGAACUUGAAUACGGUGCGAGCGUCGAUUGGUGGGCACUCGGUGUUUUAAUGUACGAAAUGAUGGCUGGUCAACCGCCGUUCGAGGCGGACAACGAGGAUGAUCUUUUCGAGUCGAUACUUCACGAUGAUGUCGUUUAUCCGGUCUGGUUGGCCCCCGAAGCCGUAUCAAUAUUGCGCGGUUUUAUGACUAAAAAUCCAGCCCGCCGUCUUGGGUGCGUCAAUGAAAAUGGUGGCGAGGAAGCUAUAAAAGCACAUCCAUUCUUCCAAAUGAUGGAUUGGAAAGCCCUCGAGGCUCGGAAACUCAAACCACCCUUCAGGCCCAGAAUCAAUAAUGAAAAGGACACGACGAAUUUCGACGCUGAAUUUACACGCGAAGAGCCGGUACUGACACCGGUUGAGCAUGGAAUCGUCGAAGCGAUAAAUCAGGACGAGUUCGAGGGUUUUUCGUUUGUCAAUAAUGACUUCAAAACGUCCAGACUCGGCAAUCAUUAAUUCCGAGUACGCAUGGAAUAGUCGAGUAAAAGAAAAAACACAACAGUGACGAUAUUUCGACGUCGAACAAGACGUCAGUUUCUUUUAUGUGCAGAGUUUGCAUCGAGAGGAAAACAAAAGAAGAAAACUCAUCUGAAACUGCGCUGUAACAUCGACGGUGUAGGACCCAAGUCACCGAUGAGUAACGCUUGCAACGGUAAUCGUUGAAAGUUUUUCAAAUACCGAGGAGUACAAUACGUCAAAAGCGCGGGGCUCCCCCCUGGCUUCCUGUGUGGGUACUGUGUUCGCUAAGAUAUUUACGAGUAUGUCCCGUCCCGUCAUGAAAGUCGAAAAGUUCACGCAGGCGCAAGGAAUAUCGUGUAUCAGGAUUUAUCCAAUUUGUAGUUAUCCAAUUCGUUGAAUUUCAAGGGCGCGUAUGAACGAAGAUGAUAAAUUCAUCUUUUUAUACAGGCUCAAAUCUGCAAAGCGAUCGCCCAGUUAUGCUCUUGUUCGUUCAUUCUUUUCAUACUUAAUGAGAUAUAAAUUGGUUAAAAAGAUUCGAAAUCGGUACUGCAGAACCCUUUUUUCACUUGGCACGUGGUUUACAUUUAUCAUCAAUAUAUUAUUGGGUUGCCGACCCCUCUUGUUGUCAAGAGCACUGUUGCGAAAACGGACGACGUUUAGAAAACUGUCGGAUGCGAGAAUAACAAACAAACAACUCUUCUCGAGCGUGCGAAUAUAAAUUGAUUUUCAAUAUGGCCUCUUGCUAUUUUCGCAAUCGUGACCUUGUUUUCAUCAGUGUCAAUGUUCAUCCUGUACAUUUUUUAGUUGCUCUUGUUGUUUAAAUUAGCGAAAUUUGUCGCUAACUUGAGAAGCAUUUUAUAAAUAUGUCGAAAGUGAAAGAAACAAAACGUAAAGCAAUGAAGCUUGAAACCAAAUGAGACGAGCCUCGGGGCCCCAACUGUUUAUUGUAUGCAUGUGAAUGUGCGGUUGUGCGAGUCCGUGUGUGUGUAACCGAUUUUAGCUACGCUUAACGUAAUUGCAGAAGAAAUGAGAGAGAGUAAGAUAGAGCCAAAGGCCCGUGAGAUUUCAGAUUUUUUCAUCUCAUAGCUUCAAAUUUGGUGAGACAUUCUGCAGUCUCACCGGGCCGUUAGGUAAAUUUAUUCGAUGGUACGUUUCGCUUUGAUAUCUGCGAGUGAUGAAAAGGAAGAAACUACAAAAAAUCUCGUUGCAUUUCCUUGAAAUUUUUUCAAAGAACAAUAGGGGCACUGUUUAAAUAAACUAAUCGUACGUCGUUGUCUCUAGUUAGGUAACAUUGAUGGCUUGAAACGUGAAAAAACUUUUGCUCGUAUAAGAAAAAAAAUGAAUAUGAAAAAAAAAGGGGAAAGAAAGAAAAUCAAUGCUCCACGAAGUGUCCAACACGAAGGUGAAAACGAUCUAUAAAAUUUGAGAAUUUUGUUGUUUUUCGCGAGGUCGAUGCGCAAAUUCGAUCGAUCAAAAUUUAGAGAAAAAUGAACAAAAAUAAAUCUAUAUACACGCGCGUUACUAUACAAAUAAAUGCUUGUGUGAGUACUUUGUGCCAUGCAGCCGGGUGAUUCGUCGUACUUAAUCGUUGUCAAAAAAAAAGUAUUUAGCUUGUGAAUUAAUUUUAAGUUGAUGGCUAAAUCUUAAGGUGCGAGAAAAUUAAUGCGAUUUGAGAACGAUGAACAAUCACCUCCGAACUCUCGAUGUAAUAUUCACUAGAAAUUCACGAGAGCAGAACAAAAGAGAUAAUUGGAAGAUUUACGAAUAAUCAUAAGUAUAGAUUGCGAAGGAGAUAGUGAUUUUUCGCGUAUUUCGCGUUCCGGACAUGAUCAAAUGACACAAGGUUCCGAAGCACAACGCGACGUUAGACUAACUUGAGGCUAUGUCGUAUAUUAUUAUUGUAUUUUUUUUUAUGUUUUUUUUUUUUUUUUUUAAUCUUUAUUUCAUUAUUUUGAAAAAAGUGUGGGAAUCUGGCGACUAGUCAUCCGAAAUAUCGUGACUCUCUGCUAGAAGUGAUACUAUCGCGAACAUAGAUACCGGUAUUAGAAUUAAGUGUCAUUAAUCUCUACGAAGAGAGUAUGUAACGUAACUCACGAGUCCGUAUUAGUAUCAUGCAAUAGUAUUAUAUUUAUUAUUAUUAUUAUUAUUGAGUGAAUAUCCGCGAUUUCCUCCGCCAAUUCACGUUGUGCAAUUACGUUAAUAAUAACAAAGCCAUUACUUGUAAUAGAUAUAAAUAUGGCGUUGAAAUCUGAACUGAUGGGUUUUCGAGCGUCAAAAGAGAUCGAUUGUUGUCGUCAAUUCGUUGUCGUUUUAAUGCUGAUUAUUAACGUUGGAUUAUAUAUACGUUAUAUAAUAUAUAUUUAAUUAUAAUUGACCAAGUGGGGCAAAAAAUACAUUUAUAGAGAGAAAAAGAGAGAGAGCGGACGUCGAUCGUCGGUACGAGCAAAAAAUUGAAUUUACAUGGGUCUCGAGCUCUCCGCUAUAUUGACCCUCGCUUGAUGAAUUAAUUAUUUAUAUGUACAAAUAGACACACGUAUAUAAAUUAUAUAAGGGUGUCCCAUUUUAAUUGCUCCAUAUAUUGUGUUAUUCCGCUAACUAAAUACUUGCAUUUGGCUCAAGUGCAGGACGAUCCUUUGGAAAUUUUGUCACGAAUCUCCGCACCCACAAAAUACUCGCCCGAGUGAUGAGCGCUCGCUAAUAUUAUUUUCCCCCGAAACAGCUUGAAUAUAGUGCGAAACAUUUAUUUCCAAGACAAGACAAAUUUUCUGGGAAUAUCUGCGUGGACUGUUAUUAAAAUGGGACCCACCGUGUGUUCGUUUAAUGCGUGUGUGUGUGUGUGUGUGUACGUGUGGACGUACGCGGAUUGCGUGUGUCAUUUAUGUGUAUGACCAAGCCCAACAAUACUAAUCAUUGCUUAUGGGGAUGAAUUCUGAUCGAUUUAAAUGUAGCGAACUUUUUCCAAACUAUUCGUUUCGAUUUCUUGUUCAUCAUAGUUAGGGAAAGCAAUCGAAUUUUCACUUUUCAUUCUUUUCAAAGACUAAAACAUCAUUUAGAAUGACUUUUUUUUAUAAUUCACGAAUUAAAAUUAAAUUUCUUUGCUCCUUCAGGCUCGCUAGAUCGUCAGCCAUAUAAAUAAUUGUCCAUUUUUUGUCGUAAGUAAACAAAAAAAAUUGUCGGAGAAAUCGUACUGAAUUCGAUCUCAUAUUUACUCGUGACAAAUAUUGUUGGUUUUGGGACGACCCUCCUGUCACAUUGUUCGGUUUGGAUGUCUGUGGAUGGAACACCCUGUAUAUAUAAAUACAUACGCGUGUGGAGCGAUGGGAAAAUUAAAAAUAUUCUUCUCUAUUGAGAGAAAAAUGAUUGUCAAGACUACGUCUUUAUAUUGAAUUGUGUACAUCAUCGAGAUGGAGAAUCAAUAAUCCUCCAUGGCCAAUGUUUUUCGUUAUAAUUUCGUAAAGCUGCUGUGUAUUCCUCCUAUCGUUUUUCGUAUGACUUGAAAAUGAGAAAGAGAAAAAAAAUACGAGUGUCACUCGUUGAGUCGUUCCGGAGAAAAAUUUUUCCGGCUUUUUUCUGACAGCAAUUGAUCACUGUGUACCCAGUGAAGUACGAAUUUUCAUAAUUUCUUUUUAUCGCAUUCAAUGAGUCAAAGAGGCUGAACAAUUCAUUUGAAAACUAUCGACAAUUCUUCCGUUUACUUUCAAUGUAACACGGUGAAACUUAAUUCCUGAAAUAAAUCGCACAAAGAUUUCUUUCGCUUAUUAUAUCGAAGUAUGUAUAUAUGAACCGACUAACGUACUCGACAAGAUUGAGAAUUUUUUCAAAUAUUCAUGGAUCGAAGAAAUAAUCUCGAGGCGAAAAUACUUGAAAUGGAAAACAAGAGAUUAUAGCCUCUUUUCAAUAGCCCAUGAUGGAUGCCCUUUCGAAUAAAUUCGGGGCUUGAAUAAUUUUUUUAUACAACAAGCGGUUGCCAAAAAAAAGUCCAAAAUAUUGAACUCCUAUCAACGAUGGAGGCUUACACUUUUUGUUUUUCAUCAACCAUGCAAGAACAAACCUUCCCAUGACGCACUUAUCGAUGUAUAGUCGAAUAAAAAUAAAAACAUAAAUUUCUCCUCUU